Molecule: messenger RNA, 3721 nt
Organism: Dalotia coriaria
Lineage: Eukaryota; Metazoa; Arthropoda; Insecta; Coleoptera; Staphylinidae
Exons: 3
Coding region: 325-2823 (832 amino acids)
Biological process (GO): signal transduction; peptidyl-tyrosine dephosphorylation
Cellular component (GO): cell junction; cytosol; plasma membrane
Molecular function (GO): protein tyrosine phosphatase activity; protein kinase binding
Source: RefSeq, a predicted model, not a curated record
UGUUUGGUGUAUGGUGGGUUGCCGUAGAAUGACAGUCAGCUGUGCUGCUGCUCGCGCUUCUCGUCGAAGUCAAAAUCCAUCAUGGCGGACAAUAAUACGCGCUCGCGUCGUCGUCGUCGUCCUCUUGCGCAAAACCACCACGAAUUCCACACGCGCCUCGCCGACGACCACGACCACCACAAGCAAUAAACCACACCACCAUCCAGCGACGAAUCACACGCGUCUGCGCUUGUCUACCAUCCACGUUGCAAGCCCAGUGUAAACAAACGACGCUCGCCACCACCAAAAACAAAAUGUAGAAAAACUGCACGCGCUGCGCCUAAAAUGCACCCGUCGGAGAGCAAGGAUACGCGUGAUGCGCGCGGCAAGCGCGUCAAGGGUGAGCAAAGCUUUGAUUUUGUAGCGAGUAGCGUAGCCCAGGUAGAUAUAGCGGGCGUAAUGCUGCGUCGCGACCCGCCUGCCUCCCUCGAGCUGUGCGCCGCCGGCGGCGACUGCGGCGACCGCCCCACCUUGGUGGUGCAGUCGCCCAAGUCACCCAAGACGCCGACGCUCAGCCGCAAGCUGAAGGCGAUCAGUCUAGAUUCCGAACCGGCGCGCGCCCGGCCCGUGCGCGACGUCUUCUCCAUGCCGAACACGCCGAAGAAGCUCACGACACGCGCGAGGGAUCUCUUCGACCCGCCGGGAUCAUCCAGCAACAGUAAGCUGAGUCUCGUCGGGACGAACCUGAAGCGCUUCGCGUCCAACACCAGCAUCUCCGGCAGCCAGACACUCAAAACCCUACCGGAAAUCAUGACGCUGCAAGACUUCUCUUCAUCCAGCACCAGCACGAUAGGCAACCAAACCAACACCGAAGCUAAACCAGAGUCAACAAUCAGAAUCAAAGCGAAAGGUUUACUCGAACGCCGCGGGAGUAACGCAUCCUUAACCAUUGACCUUGGAUCGUCCUUGUCGACGUCCACCACGCCGGAGAAGACUAUAGAGUGUAAACCCACGCUGAGUCAUAGUCAUCUCACGCAGGGGCCGAGGUUAAACUCGGCGAAGUCAAUUUCCACGCUGAAUUUGACCAGUUUCGGCACUUGUUUCACCAGUUUCUAUCAGAAUGUGUAUAAAUGUGAGCACUGCGUGAAGAAAACAGCGCACGCGGCACAUCCGGCGACUCCUGUGCCUGUUUCCAUUGAAAAAGAUAAAGAAAAAGAGCGGAAGAAUGACACAUGCGGUAAUUGCACCAUCUAUGAAUCAAUUCCGAGUAAAUUCUGCAUGAAAGAGACGUGUCACACGCCGAAAAAGAAAUGCAACUGCAUUUGUAACAUCAUGGGCGGCGGCCGGAGGAGUUUAUCCAAUGAGAAUCUGUAUGUGCCGCCGUGUAGCCUGUGUUUAACCGGGAAUGGUCAUCAUGUGAGUCGGCAUUGUCGCGGACAUCGCCGGGCUUGUUAUCCACGUCAAGCGGAUUUGGAAUCGCAGAGUUUGAGCGAUGAUUUUAAGCUGCAUCUGCAGAAUGUGCAGUAUUUGCAGACGGCGGGGAGUGUUUUGUCGAUUGCUGAGUUGCGAGCGUGUUGUGAGUUGCCUAGAGUACCAAAACUGCACCAGGAGUUCUGGGAAGUGCCGCUUAACCUCCAGGAGAAGUGUAUUGUCUCCGGGAGUCAAACACGUAACCGUUAUAAAGGUGUUUUGCCCAAUGAGCAUAGUCGUGUGCAAUUGACUAGUCCGCAACCAUACAUACACGCGAAUUAUAUCAAAGGACCGGAUUAUACGGAGACUGCGUAUGUGGCGACGCAGGGACCAAUGGCGCAUACGUGCGAUGAUUUCUGGCAUAUGGUGUGGCAGACUCAGUGUGAUUGUAUUGUGAUGUUAACACAACUCGUGGAGAAAGGUCGUAAUAAGUGUGAGUUAUACUUCCCACUCGGCAAGUCACGCACUGAAGUCUCAACGCCGAUGUCAUCCGAAUCAUCGUCGACUGUCACCACGCAGGAAACUGUAAUCAUGCGCAGUUGUUCCACGUCAGGUACGCCAACCUCUGCGGCUGGUAACACGUUAAGUCGAACUACGUCGUCGUCAUCAUCAUCGUCGACUUCGUCGUCAUCCGGCGCGUCUUCACUCAGUGCGUAUUCCUCUUCAACCUCAUCAUGUUCAACAUCCACGUCGGGCGCGCAUGAUGCUUCGGGUAAAGUUAGUUAUUUCACCAUACGCACAGCGCCAUCUACACAACCAGAUAAGUUUACAUUUGGUUAUGCGCCUGCGUCAACGCCGACGAACAACAAUCAUCAGUUUCGCUGCACGAGCACAAACACACGCCGCAUGAAUUCCGAGCAGGAAGAAGUUGUGCGUUAUGAAGAACUCGACGAAGUGCAGCAUGGUAACUAUCAUAUUCACUUCGUCUCGCUGCAGAUGCUCGGCGAUAUCAGCGUGCGUAUCCUGCGCGUUGUCAAUCUGGAAACACAAGAGUGUCGAUUGGUGCGGCAUUAUUGGUAUGCCAAUUGGCAGGAUCACAAGAUGGCCGACCCAGCGCAAGUUCUGCGCCUCGCCGUCAACAUCCUCCAGUAUUUGGACUUUAAGGAAGACACAGUCAACGCGAAUUCCAAUGAUGAUCUGGAUGAGGGUAAGACCGCUUUGGUUGUACAUUGUAGCGCUGGCAUCGGGCGCACCGGUUGCUUUCUCGCCAUCUUGAAUGGCAUUCAGCAGCUGCGCACGAACGCCAAUGUGGAUGUGCUGGCGAUUUUGUGCUCGCUGCGGCUGCAUCGCGGCGGGAUGGUGCAGACCGCCGAGCAGUAUGAGCUCAUCCAUCGUGUGCUCGGCAUGUACGCCGAGCAAAUCAUUAAACAUUAAGUCAAGCGUUUGUUUGUUUCGAGCUGCAGUGAGAGAAGGGAACAGUUCGAAUUGUGAUAUCAUUUUUGUAUAAAUCAUAUAUAUAUAUAUAUCUAUAUAUUUUAGUAGGUUUUGUUUUCGUAUACAGCGUUGCCAUAUUUCGCUGCUGGUCAGCCAUUUUGAAUCAUUUGAUUGCGCAUGUCUCUUGCACAUAUUUAUCUGUAUCAUAAUCACUUGUCAUUAUUGUUGUUGUUGGAACAAAAACUGAGUAUAGGUCAGAGUCAACGCGCGCAGGGUAACAAACAAACAAAACACACAGAACGCACUGGUUGGAAUGAAUGAGGACAAUCUUCGACGCAAACUCAAUAAGACGAUAGCCUCUAAUUGUUAGCCACGUAAGGAUCAAUGUAUUCAUGCAAUUUACAAUCAAAUCAUUUUUAUAGACACUCAUUCGAUGGCCGGGGGGCAGUGUGUGUAUCACUUGAUGUUAAUUAUUUUAGAGAAAUGUUUAAAACUAAAUCUAAAACUUAACCUAGCAUGAUGGGUUGAUUGAGCGCACAAAAUGAUGAUGUUGUAGAAGAGGUGGGAGAGGUGGUAGAGUGGAGGAAGAGUCGAAACAAACACCAAAUUUUUCAAAGACUAAUCAAACAGCCGAGCAGCUAGUGUUUUAACCUGACUUGACACCACACACACACACACACACACAGACUCACACUUAACAUUAAAAACAAUUCGUAAUCAAUAAUAAAUGUCGCGAAUGGUCAACGUAACUUUGUAACAUUGUUAAUCGUAUGCAUGUAAUAAUUCAAAAGUCAAAACUUCAUUCAAUUGAUUGUGUGGGAAUACUCAAAUGAUUAUAAAGUCCUAGCAAAUUCAAUAAUAUGUGUCAAAACGUGCAAAAUACAAAAUGUUUGCUAAA